Molecule: messenger RNA, 6364 nt
Organism: Porites lobata
Lineage: Eukaryota; Metazoa; Cnidaria; Anthozoa; Scleractinia; Poritidae
Source: the annotation of a GenBank genome assembly
AUGGCUCUCUUUAUCCGUAACGUAUCCUCUUAUAAACAAGACAGCCUCUGGUCGUGGUUUAUAUGCGUUUGUUACACAAUUUGCGUUAUCCUUACAGUUGGGUUAACGUUUUCUCUCGGCGUACUUUUCCCCGUUCUCAUGGAUUCUUUUCAUGAAGACCGAGAAAGAACAGGUAGGUCAGCUAUCAUAACAAUCAGGAUUUGGCCGGCCGAAACACAAUGGAGUGAUGUGAAAUAUGUCAGGGAAAUUUCUCCCUUGUUAGUUCUUCCUACAACAACAACAAUUUAUUAUUUAAAAAUAUAUCUCUUUUAUGUUUAGUCAGUGUGAUUCCCAUGAGUGAAGGGCAUGUGAUAUUGCCCAUUCAAUUAUCACUUAGGGCUGUGCGUAAGGAAAUUUACCCUUCCAGGUCUUAAGAGGUGUCUGGAAAACGAAGACCCCUUUAAAGACCCCAUACCAAAUGAAGGGUUAGGAGAUCAACCUUCAUUUUAGUCUGCUACACAGCUGUUUUUAGUGUCGUUAGUGUGGGGAGGAGCGUUGCGUGACGACACUGAAAACGGCUGUGUAGCAGACUAACUUCAUUCAGUUUGCCCAUUAUAAUGAAACAAAUAGAACCUGAUUCACUCAGUUUCCUAACUCUAAUCAAUAAAGUUCAGAGUCAUUUGGAAGGAGGUCUUAGGGAUCUUUGUUUUCAAGACACCCGGUCUUAACGAAACUUGCCCUUGUUCAUAAAUUAUGGUACUAUUGUUUCCAGUCGUAAAAAUAUAAUGAGGGAGUUCAUUGAAAAGCAAAUAAUGUUUGACGUUGUCCCAUGGAAAUUACAUGCCGUGAAAUUCUAGCAGGAAGAAUGAUAAUGAUCAUUAUUUUCAUUUCACGUCUUCAGUUGAAGGAUUGAAAAUUCAAAACGGUCUUCGAUUGGACUAUAAAUAAGGCAUCGACCUCCGAAGCGGGAAACAGCAGUCAAAUAAACUAUGAAGUGGGAAAAGAAAUUCAGCUAGGAAGAGUGUUUAAAGAAUUUAGAAAGUUUCUCCGUGUCGUGACCCGUUUACAACCCUGUGAAGUGUGACUAGCUGUUCACAAUGCUGAUUUGAAUGAAAUCAUUUGAAAGUCAAAUAACCAACUUCAUCAUUCUAGAAAAAAACUUAUGUUUUUCACUAGAUAUAUGCCCGAAGAUUUAAUGAAAAUCUCACAGGAAUUCAGGAUGUACGUUAUUGGUACUUCAGUUAGUUUCGCGUUUUUCCCGAUUGUAAAGUAAUCGCAAAAUUAUAAAUUAAAAAGACCCCGCGAAUAAAACUCCUUGCGAAAUUUAAACACAAGAAAUUUAAUUCCUCAAAUAAAAAUUCAAAUCAAAGAAGAAAGAAAAAACGAUUACCAUGCUACGUGCAAACGGACGCAACAUCUCCCAACCUUGUUGGCAGUUGUUGGCCUACCGAAUGUUGCGUCCGUUUGUACGGGGCUAAAAGUUUGACCGGUUUCAAACUUUACGCUACUACAUCCAACAACAUGCAACAAGAAACAAUGUUGGGAGUUGUUGGCCAACAAUGUUGCGUCCGUUUGCACGUAGCUGAACAACAGAAACGGGAUAUGCUUUAGCUGGUAAGUUCCAUUUAGUAUCUUCUCACUAACUCAAUCACAACUCGAUUUUUGAAUCAAGGACUUUUUUGAAUUUUUAAUUCUUUUACUGACGAAAGAGAAAUUGAAACCAAUCAUGAACUCAAUACUGAAAUUUUUAUUCUUGCAAGCCUGCACUCAAGACCAGGUUUCGUUGUAAAAAUGAUAAUGAAAUAAUAAUGAUAAUGAUGAUGAUGAUAAUGAUGAUGAUGAUGAUGAUGAUGAUGACGAUGAUGACGGCAAAGAUGAUGCAUGAUGAUGAUGGGUAGCUACAACUUACGUGGAAGAUGACAUCUGCGGAAAACGGGCUGAAAAUUUUUGAUAAAGUCGUUUGAAAAUAAAGGUGAUGUUACACUGACCGUGGGGCGGGAACGCGUGACGAACUCUUAAGAACGUCUGCGUGGUAGGCUAAUGUUACACGGGACGAUUUGCAACGGCGAUUUUUUGCGCAACACAGCAUUGCAAUGUUGGAACAAUGUUGCAACUAUAUGAAUCAAUGUCGCAACAAUUUUGCAACGCUGUAUUGCUCACCCUCUAGUAGACAGAUAUACAAAAAAAAUAAGAGCGUGGGUGAGAGUCAAGAAUAUUUCCCUCUACAUAUGGCAAAGCUUCCGGGAUUUUUUUGUGGUGUGCGCUGGAUUGUUCUCAUCAAUGCCUAUUGCCGUUGUUGUUGAUGUUUUUGUCGCAGACUCCAAAGGCCAUGCCGUCUGCAGUGCCGGAUUCAGACCUUGAGAUAAAGGAUGGGGCCCCGUUAUCCAGACUCUUAGAUAAGAAGGGGAAGGGGGUCGGGCGGACUCCAGAAGAGCUUUUUUCGGCACUUCGGGCCUCAGUUUGGUCUAAAAAUGACGGGGGGGGGACGGCCCCCCCCGGGCCCCUCCCCUGGAUCCCCCACUGGUCUGCCGUCCAAAUUAUAUAACUGGGUUCUUUUUUUUGUUGUUUCAGCAUGGACAACAUCUAUUAUUAUCAGCGUAAUGUGCUUCACAAGUCUUACUUCCGGCGGUCUCCUCAACAGGUUUGGGAUUCGCACUUCCACUAUAUUAGGAUGCCUGUUAUGCUCAUCUGCUCUUGCUAUGGGCUCUUUUGUUCCCACCAUUGUGACCCUAUUCAUUGCCUUCAGUUUACCUUUUGGACUUGGCUUGGGGCUUAUUUACAUUACUUUUCCUGUUGUUGCGACUCGUUACUUCAUAAAGAGAAGAUCCAUUGCCCUCGGUUUCUUAAUGGCAGGUCAAGGCAUUGGGACAAUGAUUCUUAGUCCCACUUUGCAAGCCCUAGUGGACGCUUGUGAUUGGAGAAACACGUUUCGAGGAUUUGCAGGGCUUCUGGCUAUUGCCUCACUAACAGGAUGGUUGCUUCAUAAAGGGAUUAGUCCUCCAAAUGAACCAACAGAAGUCGCACCCAAGGGUUUGCAAUUACAUUUUGGACUCUUGAGGAAUCCGGUCCUACUUAUCCUGAUAUUAACGCGCUGUAGCUAUGUCCUCUGUCGUCUCACGCCGUACGUUCAUCUGGUAAGCUUAAUUGUGUCAUGCGCCAUGUAUUCUGUGAAAGAAAAGGGAGUGGGUGGAAAAGGCUAGAAGAGGAUAUUAGAAAAGGAGGGAACGUAAACAAAAAUAUGGAGAAGGGGACACCCGAGAAUAAGUGAUGAGAAGCUAAAUACAAAAUUGGUUUGGUCAAUAUCAAACACUUAAUCACUGGUCCUGAGGGAAACAGUUAUUUAUUUAAUUAUUUUUUCGAGGGAAACAAAAUUAACUGUUUCCCUCGGGACCAAUCUUUUAAAAGUGAUUUGUCAUAUAUAGCUGGAUAUUUUGAAGCUGGAAAUUCAUUAAACUUAGCUGUAACGGUAGUCUUCGGUGAGCAUUCGCGGGUAGCAGUGCACUGUUACCCUCUCACGUCAUAGAUUUUGCAAUGUUGCCCGCUCAGAGAUUUUGGCGGGAAAAAGUUUGAUUGUUAGAUGUCAUGUGACAAUUUAGGUUACGUUUCUCUCUUCUUCUAAUUCAUGCCCACCAUCUGGUCUAAUUUUGAGCACCUUUUUCCUAGCAGCUUAGAUAUUCAAUAAAACAAAACUCAAUGCAGGGCUGGCACUAUGGCAAAUUAAAGGGCUGAUUUAUUAUAGGCCCAUAAUAAAUUAUAAAUUAUACUAUAAUAAAUCAGCCCUUUGCCGUAGUACCAGCCCCGCAUUGAGUUUGUUUUAUUUCACACUUUAAGUGACAUCUGGCUACAGCAUCUCUUUGAUUAGAGAUCUGGCAAGAAGAACCAGUCAGUUGUAUUUACGCGUUGCGUGGACCUCUGCAUUCAAACAGUUUUUAGGUAUUCAGCUUUUGCCUCUCGGUUUCGGGGUUAAAUAAAUUGCGUCUGUACCUUCAAGCAGGUUUUCGAUGAGGAAAGAACAUAGUAAUUUUUUUGAGGAGGUGGGGGAGAAAGGGAAGGGAGUAGCCUUACCACUUUGAAAGGCUUGGCAUUUGGCUCAUGAGCAUUCUUCCCAUCAAGUCAAGUCAAGUCAAGUCAGAUUUAUUCCACUUUUCAAUGGAAGAAACAGAAUGAAAACAAUGAGUAUUUACAUUUCUUUAGUCAGGCAUAUAGACAAUAGAAACUAAAAGAUAUAUAAGUGAAGGGAGUUGAAGUACCGUAAAUCCUCCAUUAAGCCCCCCUGGGGGGCUUAUUUAUUUGAAGCUCAUUUCAGGGGGAGCUUAAAAGAAACGAGAAGUUUAUUUAAGAAGUGGGGCUAAUUUAAUUUAGAAAAGACGAUGUUAUCAGUUCUCCGUAAAGAACUAGAAUACAAAGUGGAAAAGCUGAAGUACAAGAAGGUUGAAGGUCAUUCAACCGAGGAUCAGAACUUCCAGUUGGUGAAUAAACCAUCCCGGAUCGGAUCAAUCCACACGAAGUUUUUCAGUCUUGAUUGAUUCAUAAAGUCUAUCAUGAUCAUUUAUUAGUGAAGAAUAAUUAGGGGAGCGCGGGGAAGGGGAGCGCUUAUUACCUUUCUUACCCUGAAAGGGGGGGGGGGCUUAUUUGAGAGGGGGGAACUUAAAAGAGGAUUUACAGUAAGUAAGCCGAGGUUUUAAAGCCAACUCCCAACUUGUGGUCGAAUUAUACUGGCCCAUUAUAUACUGUUCUUAUUUCUUCCUUAAAGUUAUUUCUUUUAAUUUGGAUUUUUAACUUGCCUGUAAUGCUGAAUUAGGUGUGACAACGUGAUUUACAGUGCGUUAAAGUUAUUAUUUUCUAUGAUCUUAGAUAAAGUACGCUAAUGACGUGGGGAUUCCUGCUGAUAAAAGCGCCACUCUCUUGAUGUUUAUUGGUGUUUUUGCGACGUUAGGUCGUCUCGGAGGAGGGUUUCUUUGUAAUCUGAAGCUCUUCCAGGCAAGAAUAUUAUUACAGGCAUCCCUUUUAAUCAUGGGAACCUCUGUGAUGUUGCUGUCACUGGCAAAGACAUAUGGUACAUUAAUAGCGUUUGCCAUUGUGUUCAGUGCGUCGGAUGGAAUGAUGAUAGUAACGUUUCUUGUGGAAUGCAUGAAUUCAGUGGAGGAUUCUAAACAAGCUUCCGCGGUUGGUUUUUCUAUGAUAUCAGCUGGAGUGGUUGCUUUAGGGGCGCCUCCUUUAACGGGUGUGUGUUUAUCAUUGUAUCCUUUCUUGAAUCCAUUUGAUCUGCCGGCACUUUCCAAAGUGAACGCUUAAAAAACUUGCAGGCUAGAUUAUAUAAGUUGUCAGUUUCGUUACCAACUAAGUAUCAGCGUAAUUAUCUUAUCUUACUAGGUAAUUAAAGGUGUAAGCAGUUUCGGAAGUUUAUUUGGGUUUCAUUUAUUUAUAGUGAAUUGAGGUAUACAGUCAAGAAAAUCAUUUCUAACUCGAUAAGAGUAGAAAAAAAAACAAUUUGAGAUAUCCGGCGCUACUUAUCUUAAGUUUCCAUCGCUUAUCAUGUCGUGAAACUAGCUAGACUGUUGGAUUGUUUAGAUGCGGAGGAGUAACCAAUCGCAGCAAGUAAGAACAAACAUGUAGUGAUUGAUUUGUCCUACUGUAGCCUGAGAAAACAGCCGACGUUUCGUGACGACACCAUGAAAUAACGUUUGAGGAACGACCGUAAAUUUCCAUGCUAAUUACGUGUCACUACCCACACCUGGGUAUACCUGGGUAGUUCUUCCGAUUGGUUGAAGCAAAUUUCCAUCUCGGCACAGCCAAUCAGAAGCAUAAGCCAGAUCUGGGCAGUGACACAUCAUUAGUACAGAAUUUCUGCGGCCGUUCGUAUAAGACAACCAGUGGUGGCGUCGCGCCGCGUUUUCUCAGGCUAGUCCCUCUACUGUUUCUGCUUGCGCCUUUUUUUCACUAGAUCGUAAGAGAUCAUUAACGGAGUCGGCUACAAAAUGAAACAGUUCUGAUUCUUGCGACUCCGGUUCCAUUUACGACUCUGGCUUAAUUAUCACUCAUCCUUAUGAAUCCGACUCGGUCGCCGAAAACCAAGAUUUUAUUAUAGACGCUCAUCCAAUGACGUCAUGAUUUUAUUUCAUCAGGUUUCAUAGCUGACAAAUCUGGUAACUACAUUGCCGCAUUUCUCUUUGCUGGUGGAGCGGGAAUCGUUGCGUCACUCGUUCCAUUUCUUUUGGUUCGUGUAAAUCAAGGAAUAGAGGGAAACAUUGUUGAUGAUAUCGAAGAGGUAGAGGGCCUACGAGAGUGUGGUGAUGUAGAUGGUAGAAAUUUACAGUUGCUGCAGCGAAGCGGAGACGAUGAUGUACAACAUGCCAGAAAUAGUUCCAUUAUUCUUGGAACUUAA